AUGCCUUAUUGGACACGUGUUAGAAGUCUGUCUUCUUUCGGAAUCAACUCUGUGACUCUAGGCACACGCGAAAGAUAUACCAUGUCCCAGUUCCUCCGGGAAUGCCUUUCACUUGCUAAGCGUGGUGAACUGGAAAUCAAUCAAUAUUGCAUUGACGAAGAUGAAUACGACAACGAGAUACGGUUGGAGGAUUGGGCAGAGGCCUGGGGUAAACCGACGUUGGAAUAUGCGUCGGUCUGUAUGAGGAAGAAAUUGCUAGAAGAGAUCGCUAGCUAUGAAUGCACUACGAGGUCGCCCCCGUAG
Messenger RNA from Aspergillus pseudotamarii, 303 nucleotides. RefSeq lists its product as uncharacterized. The transcript has a single exon. The record is from RefSeq and is a predicted model, not a curated record. The coding region runs from base 1 to 303 and encodes 100 amino acids. Lineage: Eukaryota; Fungi; Ascomycota; Eurotiomycetes; Eurotiales; Aspergillaceae.